AAAAUGGAAUUUGAGGUUGAUAGGACCGUCACCUCGGUAUAUUUGAGUACCUACUACCUAGAACCAGCCACAUGGUGGGGGUAUUUGUGGCUUUCAAGUUUGUGUGUGUACAUGGUACUUACAGUCAACAAGGCACCAGACCCCGUCGCGAUCAACAUUGGAGCUCUUUGCCAACAUUGGACAUCGAACAUUUGAACUUACCAGCUCCAUACAAAAUACUUCCCUUCCUAUCGUGACAUCACAUUUGCCCAUCAUGUCACUCCUCUCAGCGCACUUUGAACAAAUAUCCAUAUCCUGUCAAGGAAUUGACAGUUUACCCUUUCCACCUUCUAAGAUAUUCACUAAUGCCCUCCUUGGUAACGACGACAUUACCUCAUUAAUCCGCGAUACCGAAGCUCAUGAACGGGCGCUCUUCUCCGUCCCUCCACCACCACCACCAUCCACAACUCAUAACAUAGACCCACCCAAACAAAGUGGGCGUCGUCAAACCGUGUUUAAUGUUGCCUCUGGCGAGGUCACUACGUCCGGUAGCAACACGGGGCGCAAUGCUGGUGCACAACGACGACACACGGCUGUGGCAGCUGUGCUAGGUGGCGACCUACACGACCAGAUCCGUCGCAGUGAACGACGUGGUGGCAAGGACGACAUAGAUGUCGAAAUACUCCUGACCGGCGCGGAGAAAUUAUGUAGUGUUUAUCCCUUACCUGGAGCACUGGAGAGAAUACCGGCGCUGCGCUCCAAGUACGCGCAUGCUCGAAACACGUUGGCGUAUUACGAGGCGAAAGUAGCCGAGCAGGCCGAGGCCCUAGGGCGCAUGAACAAGGAUCACUGGAUGGAUGAAGACGAAGAGGAAGAGGAUCUACAGCCCCAGGAAGAUGUUCUAACGGAGGAGGACCUAAGAAGAGAAGAGGAGGAGGUACGAGAGCUCGACAAGAAGAAGAAGGAAUUGCAAGAGAGAUUAAAGGCGAUGGAGAAGGACCUAGGUGGCUUGCUAAAUAUGUAAUGAGCCUACGCCUUUGAAGCUACCUAACUUAUGAUACCCCCCGGAGCCAAUACGGCUUAACGCCA
Messenger RNA from Hypoxylon fragiforme, 1068 nucleotides. RefSeq names its product DASH complex, subunit Spc34. The transcript is spliced from 2 exons. The coding region runs from base 254 to 1003 and encodes 249 amino acids. NCBI's taxonomy places the organism in Eukaryota, Fungi, Ascomycota, Sordariomycetes, Xylariales, Hypoxylaceae. Gene Ontology annotation, biological process: attachment of spindle microtubules to kinetochore. The record is from RefSeq and is a predicted model, not a curated record. Gene Ontology annotation, cellular component: DASH complex; spindle microtubule.